This is a messenger RNA of Hibiscus syriacus, 2136 nucleotides long. Its product is annotated as BTB/POZ domain-containing protein POB1-like. NCBI's taxonomy places the organism in Eukaryota, Viridiplantae, Streptophyta, Magnoliopsida, Malvales, Malvaceae. Gene Ontology annotation, cellular component: nucleus. The record is from RefSeq and is a predicted model, not a curated record. The coding region runs from base 230 to 1888 and encodes 552 amino acids. Gene Ontology annotation, biological process: response to red light. The transcript has 6 exons. Gene Ontology annotation, molecular function: protein binding.
UACAAAAAGGCUGCAAAGCUAAUUCGUUUUUAUACUGGGUUCUUGGUAAUUUACCAGUUGCAGCAGAUUAAUCGAUCUCCUACUUUGGUUUAGGCGACGACAGCUUUUCGUUUUCUAGGGUUUGCUUUUGCUCAGCUACGUGUUCCCUUAUCUCGUAUUUUCAGUCCUUUUUAAAAGAUAAAGAAAGGGACGACAAAAAUCAAGAGAGGGUUUAGGUUCAGGGAUUGUAAUGAGGGAUCAACUGAAUUCGGAUCUGUUCGACCCGAGAAGUGAGAUGGACUCCAAUUGUACGCGUGGUGCCUCAGGCUCCGGCGGUGAUUUCGCUUUCGCUUUCAACGACAGUAAUUUCUCCGACCGGCUUCUGAGGAUCGAGAUUAUGGGCGGGCCGUCUGAAUGUGCUCCCGAAGGUGAGGGUUGCACCAGCAUCGCCGAUUGGGCUCGCCACCGCAAGAGGCGCCGGGAGGAUAUCAAGAAGGAAAAUGCUUUGGAUCUUAGUUUAUGUCCCGAGGAGCAGGUUUUAAAUGACAACCAACCUGAUAUGGAUGAUGGUUUGGGCUGUGAAAAUCAAUAUGAGGAGGCAGUGGCAAUGGUUGAAGAAACGCAAUCAGGCGAUGAGGAUGCAAAUAGCAAUGAAUCAAGUUGGAACAUGGAUUGUUCUACAGUUGUGACAGUUAAAACAUUGCAUAUCAGUUCUCCCAUUUUAGCCGCAAAAAGCCCAUUCUUCUACAAGCUUUUCUCAAAUGGGAUGAGAGAAUCAGAGCAACGACAUGUAACCUUAAGAAUUGGUGCCUCUGAGGAAGGUGCCCUCAUGGAACUUUUGAAUUUUAUGUAUAGCAACACCUUAUCUGUCACCGCAGCUCCUGCCUUGCUUGAUGUGCUGAUGGCUGCUGAUAAAUUUGAGGUUGCCUCUUGCAUGAGAUAUUGCAGCCAACUAUUGUGCAAUUUGACUAUGACACCAGAGUCAGCUCUGCUGUAUUUGGAUCUUCCAUCUAGUGUUUUAAUGGGCGAAGCUGUGCAGCCUUUGACUGAUGCUGCUAAACAGUAUCUUGCUUCCCGCUACAAGGACAUGACCAAGUUCCAAGAAGAGGUAAUGGCUUUGCCACUAGCUGGGAUUGAGGCAAUAUUGGCCAGUGAUGAUCUGCAAAUUGCAUCUGAAGAUGCUGUGUACGACUUUGUUUUGAAGUGGGCCAGGAUUCAGUACCCCAAACUGGAAGAGCGAAGGGAAGUUCUUGGUUCACGCCUUGCACGCUUUAUUCGCUUCCCUUAUAUGACCUGCAGGAAGCUUAAGAAGGUGCUAGCAUGUAAUGAUUUUGAUCAUGAAUUUUCGUCGAAGCUUGUGCUCGAGGCUCUAUUUUUCAAGGCUGAAGCCCCACAUAGACAACGAAGCUUGGCUGCAGAGGAGUCUGCCAGCUUGAACUGUCGCUUUAUUGAGCGAGCUUACAAAUAUCGUCUGGUUAAAGUGGUUGAAUUUGAAGUUCCCCGUCAACAGUGUGUUGUAUACCUGGACUUGAAGAGGGAAGAGUGUGCAAAUCUAUUCCCAUCGGGACGGGUUUAUUCUCAGGCGUUCCACCUGGGAGGACAAGGUUUCUUCCUGUCAGCUCAUUGCAACAUGGAUCAGCAGAGCUCGUUCCACUGUUUCGGGUUGUUCUUAGGAAUGCAGGAAAAGGGUUCCGUUAGUUUUGCAGUAGAUUACGAAUUUGCUGCAAGGUCAAAGCCAACGGAGGAGUUUAUAAGCAAAUACAAGGGCAACUACAAAUUUACCGGUGGCAAGGCAGUUGGCUAUCGGAAUUUAUUUGCCAUACCUUGGACAUCGUUCAUGGCGGAAGACAGUCUUUACUUCAUAAAUGGUGUUCUCUAUCUUAGGGCUGAGUUAACCGUCAGGCAGUAACCAUACGGAGCUUCGAUCCAUCUACUUUAGCUGCACUAACUCCGUUGUUUCUCUCUGUUGUUUCUUUCUUCACUUUGACCCGACCACAAUCCAAUAUGUACCAAGUAGAACAAUGGGUUUGAUCUUUUGAUUUUUAAUCAUCAAUUUUCUUGAAAUUGAAAUGUGAUACUUCGUCUUAGACCUGUAACGCGGCAGAGUUGAGUUGUCGAUCCAAAGUAUACAAAUAGUUUUAGAUAUUGUUUUGUUGA